Messenger RNA from Anoplophora glabripennis (Asian longhorned beetle), 788 nucleotides. Its product is annotated as mitochondrial cardiolipin hydrolase-like. NCBI's taxonomy places the organism in Eukaryota, Metazoa, Arthropoda, Insecta, Coleoptera, Cerambycidae. The coding region runs from base 45 to 773 and encodes 242 amino acids. Gene Ontology annotation, cellular component: mitochondrion. The record is from RefSeq and is a predicted model, not a curated record. The transcript has 2 exons. Gene Ontology annotation, molecular function: RNA endonuclease activity producing 5'-phosphomonoesters, hydrolytic mechanism. Gene Ontology annotation, biological process: piRNA processing.
UGUGCCUAGCCAACAAUUAAGUAAUAAGUAAAUAAUUUUCAAAUAUGUACUUAAAAAAUAUAAUAGAAAACAAGUUUACCGUGAUAUCUUCUGUAGCCUUAAUACUAGUGCCCUAUUAUACAUGGAAACAUUUAUAUAACUCGUACAGAAAUUUCAAAAGGAAAUAUGAUGAAGAAUUACUGUUUCAUAAAAGACAUAAUUGUGUGGUGAUGUACAGUGGAUUUAAAGGUAUGAGUGGAUGGCCACCUCAUACAGAAAGAGUCAAGAUUGAUAUUAGUAAACAAAAUAGUUUGGCUAAACUACGUGAGCCUAUUAUAUAUUUUAUUGAUACUGCCAAGAAGUCUUUAGAUUUAGCUUUUAUGCUGAUAAGUGUAAAUACUGUGUAUGCAGCUUUAAUUAAAGCUCAUCAGAGAGGAAUUAAAGUGAGGGUUUUAUUAAAUUUUGAACACUGUGAAAACAAAUUGAAGGAUAUUAGGAAUUUGAUAAAAGAAGGUAUUGAAGUUUUAACAUAUGUAUCUCAAGGAAUGAUUAGUAUAAUGCAUUACAAAUAUAUAAUCAAAGAUUAUGCGGAAUCUGGCGGAUUUCUUUUCACAGGAUCUCUAAAUUUAACAGACUCUGGUUUUAUAAACAACUAUGAAGAUGUUGUUUUAACUUCCAACCAUUAUGUAGUAAAAGCUUUCCAAGAAAAUUUUGAAGACUGUUGGAAUUUUGUAAAAAUAGACAAUGAAGAUAUAUUUAAUAAAACUACUUUGCUUGAUGCUAACUUGAUAUAGAAUACAAUUUUUGAU